AGUUAAGACGGAGAUGAGGAAUUUUUUCUGAGGGUAGUGAAUCUGUGGUAUUCUUCACUACAGAGGGCUGUCAAGGCUGAGCUGGUAAGUAUGUUCAAAGUUGAGAGAUUUUUAAUCAAAGGAAUUGAAGAUUAUGAGGAAAAAGACAGGAAAGUAUGGGGAUUAUCAGAUCAGCCAUCUGAGGAGCUGAGUGACCACCUUCUGCGUCUACAUCCUGUUGUCAUCUAAUGGUCUUAUUUUUGUGAUUAGCAUGUUAAAGGACAAACAAGCGGACUUUUUUCCUCUAUGUUUUUACUAGUACAGUGGAGAAAAUGCAGGGAUCUGUUUCUGUUGUCAGGGAUCGAUUGGCAAAUGAAACUGCCCCCAGCAGGCCAUCCUCCAGCUUCAAAACUUUUCUCUGACAGGGAGCUACACUUCAAUACCUCUCUGGCCAACCUUCUGGUAUUGCGGGGGAAGGAGGUAUUGCAAGCUGACACUGAUGGUUUUAAAGAGCAAGCACUGUACACCACCUGGAUGCCUGCUGAUUCUGCCCUCAGCAUAUGGAGAACUUCCAGAACUUUUAACAAGUAUGAAAAAUCAGCAACUGUUGUCAGCAACAGCCAGUGUCUACAGAAACCCCUGGACAGCACUGUGGCAAAAGCUUGGGACAUGUUUGCUUCACGAGCAUAUGUGCAUCAGUACAUGAAACAUGGAAUCUCAGAAGAGGACUUUCUGGAUUGUUUCACAACCGUAGAACAGAUCAUUGCAAGUUAUUCUAGCCUUGGAUAAUAGAUCUUGUAUGAUCUGAAUUCUGUAAAUUGUGUAUAAUCAUGUAUAAACAGUGUGUGAGCUAGGCACAUUUACCUGCUCCUUGUGACUCAGUAGAGGAUUCUAGAAUAGCUUGACUCACCCACAACUCAUGAUUGCUUCAGUCUGUAAUAAUUAAAAGCCAUUGAAGCUUCUGAAUGGA
Messenger RNA from Rhincodon typus (whale shark), 949 nucleotides. RefSeq names its product tubulin delta chain-like. The transcript has 3 exons. Bases 286 to 768 code for a protein of 160 amino acids. The record is from RefSeq and is a predicted model, not a curated record. Lineage: Eukaryota; Metazoa; Chordata; Chondrichthyes; Orectolobiformes; Rhincodontidae.